Molecule: messenger RNA, 363 nt
Organism: Eurypyga helias (sunbittern)
Lineage: Eukaryota; Metazoa; Chordata; Aves; Eurypygiformes; Eurypygidae
Product: DPY30 domain-containing protein 1-like
Exons: 3
Coding region: 1-363 (120 amino acids)
Cellular component (GO): Set1C/COMPASS complex
Source: RefSeq, a predicted model, not a curated record
AUGGAGUCUGACUAUCUGAAAAGAUGCCUGGGAAGCUGCUUGAAAAAGGGACUGGCAGAGGUUGUAGUGGUUCAGCCAGCGGAUCCAAUAGAGUACCUGGCACAUUGGAUUUACAGUUACAGAAGAAAUUUAGAUGAAGAAAAAAAGAGAAUGUUGGAGAGGAUUGAGCUGGAACAAGAACGGGAGGCAGCCCUGGUAGAACUCGAAAUGUUAAGAAAAAUGAAGGAAGAAGAGCUAAAGAUCCAAUGGAAACUUGAAGAACAACAUCAGGGUCAAUUGGAACAAGAACGUGAGGAGUUGGAACUGCGGAAUGAAGAAGACGAAACGCUGUUGCAGCAGAAAGAUCAAGAGGUUUUGGCCUAA